AUGGUUAACAAGAAUUUCUUCAUCUUCUGCAUCUUUCUUAUUACUUGGGCAUGUUUCAUUCAAACGACUUUGGCUGCUGCUGGUUGGUGUUAUCAAUGUGAUUCUCGAAAUCCUUCUUGUCAAAUUAAUGUGGAUGCAGUUGCAUUGGCAAAUACGAAAACUCCAUGUAACGGACAAUGUUACAUACGUGUUAAAAGCGGCUUAAUGUAUCGUGGUUGUUCGUGGGAAUAUGGAUUUAUGACACCACAAGUAUCGUUUACUCCAAUUUUUCAACAUGAUGCAAUGUGGAUUUUUUGUGAUACUUCUUUAUGCAAUGGAAAUGCAAAUGCAUCACCAUAA
This is a messenger RNA of Rotaria sp. Silwood1, 339 nucleotides long. Lineage: Eukaryota; Metazoa; Rotifera; Eurotatoria; Philodinida; Philodinidae. The record is from the annotation of a GenBank genome assembly.